This is a messenger RNA of Triplophysa dalaica, 1765 nucleotides long. It is a transcript of the gene cbln12, whose product is annotated as cerebellin 12. Gene Ontology annotation, molecular function: protein binding. The transcript is spliced from 4 exons. Lineage: Eukaryota; Metazoa; Chordata; Actinopteri; Cypriniformes; Nemacheilidae. The coding region runs from base 403 to 1038 and encodes 211 amino acids. The record is from RefSeq and is a predicted model, not a curated record. Gene Ontology annotation, cellular component: glutamatergic synapse; synaptic cleft.
GUCGGUCAGGCGGGGAGGGGAGUGUCUUUGGGAGACAGGAUGAGAAGAUCUGUUAGAUUCUUCCUACCCAAGCUCUGAUCGGACACUUCACAUCAUUUCACAGAGAAACCGAAGGACGUCCUACUAAAUCAGGUUGGCAACGAUGAUGGAUUUUUUUCAGAUUGAUGAGAAACCUCUAUGCGUCCUUGCCUCCGGUCCCCCACAGGCAAUUUAACAGACAGAGAAGUAGAUCUUCAUCAUAAAGCCGUGACAGUCAAGAGGGCGAGAUAAAAAGAGAAAGCGAGGCCGAACGGAGCAAACAAGGACAUUCUUAUGAUAUAAGAAGAUCCGGUACGUUAAUGGUCGUCCGUAGCGCCGCGGGAUAAUUAUUGGAAGAAUUUGAAGAAGAAUAAUUUGUCCCUCAUGUUAGUGAAGACUUCAGGAGAAAUAAUGAAGACAGUGUCGCCCGGCUCUAGUAGGUUUCUCGUUGGGUUGAUAUGGUGUCUAUUGAUUCUAAUGGGUCCCCUAGUGGCGCGAGGACAAAACGACACGGAGCCCAUAGUGCUGGAGGGCAAGUGUCUGGUGGUCUGCGACUCGACGCCCUCCUCGGAGCCAGCGGGAAAUGCACUGGGGAUGUCAGUGCGCUCAGGUACCGGCCGCGUGGCCUUCUCCGCCACACGCCAAACCAACCAUGAGCCCACAGAUAUGAGCAAUCGCACCAUGAUCAUCUACUUCGACCAGAUCUUGGUGAACAUUGGUAGUCAUUUCGACCAGGAGAGCAGCAUCUUUCUCGCUCCACGCCGAGGGGUGUACAGCUUCAAUUUCCACGUGGUGAAGGCUUACAACAGACAAACCAUUCAGGUGAGCUUAAUGCUGAACGGAUGGCCGACGAUCUCCGCUUUUGCUGGAGAUCAGGAUGUGACGCGGGAGGCCGCCACUAACGCCGGGCUUGUGAUCAUGGAGAGAGGGGACAAGGUUUACCUCAAACUAGAGAGAGGCAACUUAAUGGGAGGCUGGAAGUACUCCACCUUUUCGGGCUUCCUGGUCUUCCCGUUGUGAAGAACGAUGAGGCGAACGAGCUGAGAGACGAGACGAGACGGGGUGACCUGCUCUCUGAAGUUGCACUUUGGAGAAAAUCAAUGACGGGAAAACAGAUACCACAAAAUGAGAAAUCUAUCUAUAUCUUAAACAUGUUCCUUUAUGUCUUUAUUUAUCCAAAUGCGAGAAAACAGAAUAAUGUGUUAUAAUUGAAAACGAAAAUGUGUGUUAUGGUUCGGAAAUGUCAUGUAUUUCUUAAUAGGUCUGUAUGGUAACAUGUAUGGUUGACCUAAACAUUGAUCUUGAAAUACAGUGAGACUGCCCCAUAAAUAAUACUAGGUUUGAAAUUAGGUAUUUAUUGAACUUGUAAUCACUUUAAAAUGUUAGUUCACCAUUUACUCACCCUCUUGUCAUUUCAAAGCUGCAUGACUUUCUGUCUUCUGCAGAACACAAAAGAAGAUAUUUAGAAGAAUGUUGUUUACGCCCCCCAUACACUUGCAUUGGUAAGUGAAUGAGAGGCUCUGCUGUUACCAGCAUUCUUCAAAAUAUCUUCUUUUGUGUUCUGCAGAAGAAAGAAAGUCAUACGGGUUUGAAAUGACAAAUGAUGACAUGAUUUUCGUUUUAAAGGUGAACUACUCAUUUAAAUGUCUGAAUUCUUCCUUUGCUCAUGUCUGCCUGCUUGUUGAGCUACGUGUCUAUAUUCUCAACUUUGUAAAGUCUCAUUAUUAAAGGUAAUCUCUUAACUAAA